Molecule: messenger RNA, 589 nt
Organism: Pungitius pungitius (ninespine stickleback)
Lineage: Eukaryota; Metazoa; Chordata; Actinopteri; Perciformes; Gasterosteidae
Product: ovochymase-2-like
Exons: 4
Coding region: 92-589 (165 amino acids)
Biological process (GO): proteolysis
Molecular function (GO): serine-type endopeptidase activity
Source: RefSeq, a predicted model, not a curated record
UGUCUUUGAACGCAUCACUGCCAGUUUCACUGCCUUUUUAAAGAGUGUCCCCUCACACCGAAGCUUGUUUCCCCUGUAGUGACCAUUGUUAAUGAGUGGAGUAAUGAUGAGGACCACUGGCCAUCUGCUCUCUCUCUGGGUUUGGAUCAACGCUGGCAUCAAUGCUGUCACAACCGGUUCUAAGUGUGGGAGUCCUCGGGUGGGGAGCCCGAUGGGCCGCUCUCUGAGGGUGGUUGGGGGAGCCCCCGCCAUAUACGGUUCACAUCCAUGGCUUGUCUCCCUGAGGAACAGGGGCUCUCACUUCUGUGGAGGGGCCAUCGUGACUGACCGCUGGAUCCUGACCGCUGCACACUGCUUUGCAUCACGCUCAAAAGAGUUUCUCAGUGGUGUGACAGUGGUGGUGGGAGAGUUUGACCAGACUGUAGAUGAUGAAGAGGAGCAGGUUUUUCUCAUCAAGUCGGUCUCAGUCCAUGAGGAGUACCAUCAUGCUUUGCCUUUCCGCUAUGACAUCGCCCUGGUGGAGUUGAAUCAGCACAUUCUACUAGGCACGUUUCUAUUUUUACCACAAGUGUAUUUACUGUCACUCUGA